AUGAGGACUCUCUGCUCUCUGCUGCUGAUAUGCUGCCUCCUUUUCUCCUAUGACACUCCGGUUGUUGGCUUUCUAAGAAGAUCCGUCUCGGGAUCUCACGAGUGCCACAGUAAGGGAGGGUACUGUUACCGUUACUAUUGUCCUCGCCCUCACAGAAGACUGGGUAGCUGUUACCCAUAUGCGGCAAACUGCUGCAGGAGGAGAAGAUGA
Molecule: messenger RNA, 210 nt
Organism: Rattus rattus (black rat)
Lineage: Eukaryota; Metazoa; Chordata; Mammalia; Rodentia; Muridae
Product: beta-defensin 11
Exons: 2
Coding region: 1-210 (69 amino acids)
Biological process (GO): innate immune response in mucosa; defense response to Gram-positive bacterium; defense response to Gram-negative bacterium
Cellular component (GO): extracellular region
Molecular function (GO): CCR6 chemokine receptor binding
Source: RefSeq, a predicted model, not a curated record